Molecule: messenger RNA, 1230 nt
Organism: Rubroshorea leprosula
Lineage: Eukaryota; Viridiplantae; Streptophyta; Magnoliopsida; Malvales; Dipterocarpaceae
Source: the annotation of a GenBank genome assembly
CUGAGGGUUUCAGCUACACGCGGGCGGAGUGCCAGCCCGCCAUGGUGCAGGCCAUGCACAGUUUUGUGCCCCCGACAGAUAAUCGGCGGGCACAAGCGUUCGUGCAGCAGCAUGGCGCCCAGGUCGCCAUGAUCAAGCUGAUGGAUGCAUUCAACUACGCUGUGGCGCUCUACGAGAGCAAUCAGGCGGCUCGUACGCAAAACAGCGAGCUCGGUUCCAAGUGCAAGCAACUGGCUGCUGAGAAGGCCAGCCUUGUGGACGAUGUGAAUCAUCUGCAGGGCUCUGAAAUGGCGAACCGAGCCGCGGCUGUUGAGAGCCUGGUGGACGAGCUCGCCAAUAAGAUCAAUGAGCUCAACGAGGAGCUAGAGCGCGCCCGGGCCGAGCGAGAGAGUGGAAUUCAAGCAGCCAAGGAUGAGGCCGGCCGGGUUGAAGAGCGGGCAAAGAAGGCUGAGGCCGAUAGGGAUCAUGCUCAGCACGAGCUGAGCUCCCUUAGGCACCAGGUCGCCGAGGCGGACCGAAACCUUACUACAGCCGGGGAAGCGCUGAACGAGCUGAAGGCUUCCCAUGCCCGCUCUGUCGCCAUCGCCCGGGCUCAAGGGGCAGAAUGGUUCGUCGGCUCGGCUGCGUUUCAGGACGCCGUGGCGGUGGCGUCUGCAAAUGUAACCACGGAGAUCUACAAUGAGAUCCGUGGGAAAGUACUGCAGCACCGCCCGGAUUUUCCAAUACGCGAGCUGGUCUUCUUUGACGAGGAGGAGCUGGACGAGCAGGGUAAGAGCCUUGCUCCCCUCGCUGAUGCAACUGUGAGGUUGAGAUGGGAUUUGAACGAGGAGGGCGUGCCCGUCUGGCCACCGUCCAUUCUGGAGGAUGGGGAGGACCCAGUAGGACUGCCCUCAUUCGAUGCAUGGGUAGAGGGUGCUCCUGUGGCUGAGCAAGAGCCUUCAAGCACCCCACCCGACUCUCAGCCCGCCAUGGCGCUGCCCGCCGAAGUACCAGCUGCCGAGCCUGCUGCUCGUUCGUCUCCACCAGCUCGCUCCUCUCCCCCAACGGCUGAUGCAUCCAUGCCUGUCGACCUGACGGACGAUUAGGCUUUGAUUUUGUUGUUUCUUUUGUAUUUGUUUUUGUUCUUCAUUAUUUUUGGUAUUCGAUCAAAGGAUCUACCCUCGAUGUAUGCUAAAUGUAAAAACUUUGAUGAAAUGCGAAUAUGAGUUUCCUGUUGAAAUUGUUGUGUUC